CGCUUCACCACCGUCCUCGUAACCAACCUUUUCCUAAUAUAUGACCAUAUUCAUCGGACCUCCCGGGUUCGUGGAAGCAACUACCUAGGUAUCCAAGGGUAGAAAGAUGACACGAACGCCCAAGCGCAACCCAAACGACAGCAAUGCCAACCCUCGCCCCUCGAAGAUCGGCAAGCGCGAGGCUGUCGGACUAGGUAUACGCCUAGAUACGUGCGGCGGAGAAAAGCGGCAGAUCCGGCUAUCCUUCCUCACACUUCCAGGCGAGCUGCGUAACACGAUAUACGAAUACAUGCUGGCCCAGGACGACAAGACCCACGUGUCCCUCUACUACGACCCGUCCGGCCGCCGUCGCACCCUGCGCGGCGCACGCCGCACGGCGGAAAAAAGCGGACGGCAAUACUUCGCCCUCACCCAAGCAUGCCGCCUCAUUCGCUCUGAGUUCCGCCCCUUAUGGCUCGCGACACGACGCGUCACGCUGCCCUUGCUCUUCAUCAACGAGUAUCUUGACGCUUUCACGCUGCCCAACGCGCCUGCGGAGAACCAGGUAGGCGACAUCCGCAUCUUGCAUUCGCAAUUCCCGCCGGGCAAGUCCGUGGACCUGCUUCCUCUGCUCAAGAUCUGGGGGCGCUCGAGUUUCCAGGUGGAGUUGACGGACGGGAUUCCCUCUGCGAUGAAGAUGCUGUGCUACACGUACGGCGGCUGGGAUCAUCUCGUUGAGGGAGGAGAGGUGUUGAAAUUGUUGCUUACUACGCCUGCUGAGGAGGAGACGUCGCAUCAAGAGGCUGAGGACAUUCUUAUUGUGAAGAUUAGCAAUGAAUUGGGGUGCGUGUGGGCAAGUGGCAAGCGGAUGCCGGAUUCGCUGGGGGUGAUGCCUCGGCUGGGACGCACGGCUGUCUACUUUUCGAGCGAUGCCUGGAAGGCUGGGGAGCUUAGGUGUUACAUGAGGUAGAGAGAAGAUCUUUUACCAGUGAUGUUAUGAAUGGUCGUACUUGGGGUGUAUCCGUCUCGGUACGUUUCUAUUAGCAAAGUUCCGCAUGCUAAAGAGAAAUACAUUCGAUCACAUCUUGACAC
Trematosphaeria pertusa is the source of this 1071-nucleotide messenger RNA. RefSeq lists its product as uncharacterized. The transcript has 3 exons. The coding region runs from base 107 to 949 and encodes 280 amino acids. Gene Ontology annotation, molecular function: protein binding. Lineage: Eukaryota; Fungi; Ascomycota; Dothideomycetes; Pleosporales; Trematosphaeriaceae. The record is from RefSeq and is a predicted model, not a curated record.